GUGACGUAGGAUGCGCCGGACCGACAACAAGGAAAGUGCGCAGUUGGUGUCUGUGCGCGCGCUAUGGAUAACCCUCUUCACCACGGGCACAUGGAGCACAGAUGGAUGUUCUGGAAGAGAAGACGUCAUCUAGUGACAUUCCUCGCAUUCCUGGGGUUCUUCAAUGUGAACAUCCUCAGGACGAACUUCUCCUACGCUCUUGGUCCCAUGACCUCUUACCACAAUGUCACCCUGGACAACGGAACAGUUGUGGAGAAACAAGACUUCAGCUGGAAAAUUCAGGAUCAAUCAAAUAUCUUGCGUGCGUUCUUCUUCGGAUAUGUCACCACUCAGAUUCUAGGAGGGUGGCUAGGUGCCUGUCUGGGUGGCAGUCGAGUGUUCGGUGUAGGGGUGGCCUUUACAGCCCUCUUCACUCUUCUCACGCCUCUUAUGGCCAACACCAGCUUCUACUUGGUGAUAACCAUCAGACUCAUGCAAGGUCUCUUUGAGGGUGUCACUUAUCCGAGUAUUAUCGCCGUCUGGUCUCGGUGGGCGCCUCCCCAGGAGCGAGCUCUGCUAGUUUCCAUCGCCUUCUCAGGCAACUAUUUUAGUAUCAUAGUCACCUCCAAAGUUUGCAGCCUCAUCGCCAAUACCCUAGGCUGGCCGUACAUCUUCUACAUCACAGGUAUAAUCGGUUUAAUAUGGUGUGCUGUUUGGUGGACUGUGGUGAAGGACAAACCGGAAGACGAUCCUCACAUCUCCCCUGAGGAACUAAAGUUCCUGAAAGAGAAUCUUGACUGUGGACCUAAUGACUUUAUUCCUAAACAUAUUAUCUAUCCUUGGGACAAGUUCGUCAUGUCGAUGCCUGUAUGGGCCAUAGUUGUGGCUCACAUCUGCAUGAGUUGGAGCCUCAUUAUACUGGUCGUUGAGCUGCCGAUGUUCAUGAGAGAUGCCUACAACUACGAGAUAGAUAGAACCGGGCUCAUAUCGUUCCUGCCGCAUCUGUUGAUGGCUGUCCUCAUGCCGGUUGCUGGAACAUUGGCUGACUGGUUGAGGAACACAGAAGUGCUCACUACUACACAAGUGCGGAAAGUUUUCAACUGUGGUGCCUUCAUAAGUCAGGCGAUAUUACUGUUCCUUGCAGGACACUUACACUCUGCUAACGGUGCAUUAUUGUGUCAGAUAAUGGCCACAGGGCUGUCAGCAUUUGCCUGGGCUGCCUUCAGUGUAAACCACCUGGACAUAGCGCCUCAGCAUGCCAGUGUUCUAAUGGGACUUUCCAACACAUUUGCAUGUGUUACAGGUCUUCUGGGUCCAUAUUUUAUCAGCUACAUUAUCAGAGAAGGGAGUGUGGACCAGUGGCAGUUUGUGUUCAACGUGACCAUCGUUGUCUACCUCGUGGGGGCACUCUUCUACUGGAUAUUCGCUUCAGGUGAGAGGCAGCAGUGGGCCAAGGUCGACCUCCCUGCAGCUGACACUCUAUCACGCCCACAACGAAGCCAUGUCAUUUGAUUCUGUAUGAUGAAUUGUAAUUAAACUGUUGGAUAUGUUUGUUACUGAA
Messenger RNA from Homalodisca vitripennis (glassy-winged sharpshooter), 1540 nucleotides. RefSeq names its product vesicular glutamate transporter 1-like. Gene Ontology annotation, cellular component: plasma membrane. The record is from RefSeq and is a predicted model, not a curated record. Gene Ontology annotation, biological process: monoatomic anion transport; transmembrane transport. The transcript has 10 exons. Bases 64 to 1491 code for a protein of 475 amino acids. Lineage: Eukaryota; Metazoa; Arthropoda; Insecta; Hemiptera; Cicadellidae. Gene Ontology annotation, molecular function: transmembrane transporter activity.